Molecule: messenger RNA, 707 nt
Organism: Pteronotus mesoamericanus
Lineage: Eukaryota; Metazoa; Chordata; Mammalia; Chiroptera; Mormoopidae
Gene: TMEM18
Product: transmembrane protein 18
Exons: 5
Coding region: 93-515 (140 amino acids)
Cellular component (GO): nuclear membrane
Source: RefSeq, a predicted model, not a curated record
GAACCUGCGAGAGGUGACGGCGGGAGUACGGCUGCCGGUAUCCGGCGAGGCCGACCGGGCGGCGGUGGUGAGGGCGGGCUUCCCCGGGCACAAUGCCGUCCGCCUUCUCAGUCACUUCUUUCCCCGUCAGUAUUCCCUCCGUGAUCAUGCAGACGGACUGGACCGAGCCCUGGCUGCUGGGCCUGGCCGCCUUCCACGUGCUCUGCCUGCUGCUCACCUGUCUAUCGUCCCAGAGCUACAGGCUGCAGGUCGGGCACUUCCUGUGCCUCGUCACGUUGGUCUACUGUGCUGAGUACAUCAACGAGGCGGCCGCCAUGAACUGGAGGUUAUUUUCAAAAUACCAGUAUUUCGAUUCGAGGGGGAUGUUCAUCUCGCUGGUGUUUUCGGUGCCGCUGCUCCUCAACGCCGUGGUCAUUGUGGUUAUGUGGGUACGGAAGACUUUGAACGUGAUGACUGACCUGAAGAACUUGCAGGAGAAGGUGAAAGAAAGGAGAAGGAGAAGGAAAGAACAGUGACGGCAGCGUCGCUCUCCCCGGGAGGUCUCCCCCACUGAGGCUCGAGGACCGAAGGGGGAAUGACUGGAAGGGUGGUCUUUCACAGCAGCGCUGUCUCGCCCGCGGCAGGUCACGCUCAGAGACCGAGGCUGCCUUCCCAGCCAGUGACGCGGCACAGGGUCGCGGCAGGAGCUGCGAUGCCCAGUGAUAAGG